UUUCGUGUUAGAACUCCUGAAAAGCAGAGUAUCUUUAAAUCUGUUGAGCAAAACAAUUCAUAAAAGCAUGGGGUGGUUUCCUUUUCUUGUCCUGAGUUUCUUGCUUUCUCAUUUUCCUUCACAAACGUCUUCAUUGAUGCCAUUUUGCAACCACGAUGACGCCUCCGUCUUGCUUAGCUUCAAGAGCUCAUUUACUCUCGAUAGCUCUUCUCUCUCUAAUCCUUGGUGUGAGUCUUGUCAUCCAAAGACAGAAUCAUGGGAAAAUGGUACGAAUUGCUGCCUGUGGGAAGGGGUGAGUUGUGACACCAAGUCAGGUCACGUAAUUGGCAUAGACCUUAGCUGCAGUUGCCUUCAAGGAAAUAAGCUCCUCGAAGAUGAUUGGCUUGGCUAAAUUGCAAGAGGGUGUUUAUCACCUCAUUGUCAACAAGAAUAGCAAACCCACUCCACCUAGAUCCUCACAUGAGACUAAUUCAGCCACCACCUCUAUUACCAACUCCAAUAUUUGACAUUUUAGAUUAGGACAUCUAUCUAGAAACCGUUUGAAUGUGUUAUACCAAUAAUUUCCUUUCAAGUCUAUCAAUGAAAUGUGUGAUUUUUGUCA
Messenger RNA from Glycine soja, 601 nucleotides. Its product is annotated as receptor-like protein 43. The transcript is spliced from 2 exons. The record is from RefSeq and is a predicted model, not a curated record. NCBI's taxonomy places the organism in Eukaryota, Viridiplantae, Streptophyta, Magnoliopsida, Fabales, Fabaceae. Bases 68 to 391 code for a protein of 107 amino acids.